GUAGCUGAUGAGGAGACAUGUCUUGCCGCAGCCGCCGUCGCCAACGACGACAAUCUUCUUAGAAUAGGCAGGGCCUUCGGUGACGUGGGUUGCGGCGCUCUCGCGCCCUGUUGAGGAGCUCAUUGUGGUACUGACGGUACCGUCGCUACUCCUAAGGCGCGUGUUGCGGCGGGAUGUGGCCGGGCGGCCGUCGUCGUACUUUUCGCUGAUGUUCUGAGACGAGUUGUGGUAUGAGUUGCGGUAUUGGUAUGAGGACGCCAUAAUGCGGCAGACUCGAGCUGUGUUUGAGAUGUUGUGAUGCGAUGACGAGGAGGUCGUUUCGCGGCGUAGCCCCUCGUGCGUGUUUGCGAGAUGGGUUGAUGUGAUGAUGGUUAAGAUAGAUACCGGGGGCCGGUGCGUGCGCUCGUCUGGGGGUGUGGAGGGGGGUUGUUGUUGUUGGGGAGACUUGAGUGGUUUGUGCUUUUAUGCGAUGUUUCCCGGGUUCUGUGUAUGCUGCUUGUUCCUUGUUGCGAUGAACGAAUACUGCCGAUAUUGAUAUCGCCGCCUCUCCUCAACGAGCCUCCUCGCUUCGUGUUCAGCUACUUGCCGCGUUCAGUCGAAUGCCGUUGAGAUAUGGUUAAGUGCGAGGCAUGCAAUACGGGGGAAGAGACGUUGGCACGUUGCGGCGUGUUUGAGUUGAGGAAUGUUGGAAAGGUGCUUGGUCUGGCUUUGGAUGGUGUAUUGUAUGGGGGUGGGUUUGUGUGCGAGGUGGAUGGGCGGGUUGUGCUGUGUUCUUGAGGAGAAGGAGC
Messenger RNA from Colletotrichum godetiae, 788 nucleotides. RefSeq lists its product as uncharacterized. Lineage: Eukaryota; Fungi; Ascomycota; Sordariomycetes; Glomerellales; Glomerellaceae. The transcript has a single exon. The coding region runs from base 365 to 535 and encodes 56 amino acids. The record is from RefSeq and is a predicted model, not a curated record.